CUAGUACUAACCAAUAAUAAGCUUUCGUUUUGGCAAAAAAGGUGAAGUUCUGUCAUUUGCACUGGACCGUGGGUAUGUUUUAUUCAAAAACUUCCCUAUCUACAAAUAACGUUGGGCAUUUGAAAAGGUGGCAACCCUACUUUUACAUUGUUGACAUCAGGUGCUUUGCAGCGACUACACGUCUUAUGACGAAAUGUAGACACAGGAAGCAACGGCUCGAAGUAGGAAGUGCCACAUAGUUUUGGGAUCGGUGGCUUUUUCUUAGUUGGACUCUUGUUUUUACAAAAGUAUUGAUUGUUGUACACAGAUACCGGCUCGUAACUCAAGAAUAGGUGAUUAUAAUAGUGUCUUAGACGUUUGUCACCAUGGCUGUUGUGUCAGAGAGCCAACUCAAGAAAAUGUUGUCCAAGUACAAAUACAGGGACUUGACAGCACGGGAAAUUAGCAGUGUGACGGCGCCAUAUAAAGACCUUAAACCUGUAAUGGAUGCUUAUGUUUUUAAUGAUGGCACUUCACGGGAACUCAUGAGUCUUAGUGGAACUAUUCCUGUGAUUUAUAGAGGCAAUACAUAUAACAUUCCGGUAUGUCUCUGGUUACUGGAUACUUAUCCAUAUAACCCUCCAAUCUGCUUUGUUAAGCCCACAAAUACAAUGAUGAUUAAAACAGGGAAACACGUUGAUGCAAAUGGAAAAAUUUAUCUUCCUUAUCUACACGAGUGGAAACAUCCUCAAUCAGAGCUGCUUGGCCUAAUUCAGGUUAUGACUGUAGUGUUUGGAGAAGAGCCUCCUGUGUUUUCUCGCCCAGCUGUUCCAGCCACAUACCCAUCAUACCCAGCAGCAGGACCUCCAAAUAGCUGGAUGUACAUGAUAGCAAAAUCUUCCUACAUACCAGGGAUGCAGCCUGGAGUAACUUCAUACCCAGCAUCUAAUACUUGCAGUUACCCUGGUUAUCCUUUCCCAGCAACUGGCCAGUACCCCCCAACAACUAGCACUCAGCACUACCCAUCACAGACACCAAGCACAGCUGUUGGUCCCACAAGAGAUGGAACCAUUGGUGAAGACACUAUUCGAGCAUCACUGAUCUCAGCAGUCAGUGAUAAACUGAGAUGGCGGAUGAAGGAGGAAAUGGACCGUGCCCAGGCUGAACUUGAUGCUUUGAAAAGAACAGAGGAGGACUUAAAGAAAGGCCACCAAAAACUGGAAGACAUGGUUACACGCUUGGAAAAGGAAGUAGUUGAGGUUGACAAAAAUAUUGAACUGUUGAAAAAGAAGGAUCAAGAGCUUAAUGAAGCCCUGGAGAAAAUGGAGAGUCAGUCAGAAAAUAAUGACAUUGAUGAUGUCAUUGUCCCAACUGCUCCACUCUAUAAACAGAUCCUGAAUUUGUAUGCAGAAGAAAAUGCUAUAGAAGACACAAUAUUUUAUUUGGGAGAAGCUUUGAGACGUGGUGUUAUAGAUCUUGAAGUUUUCUUAAAGCAUGUACGUCUUCUGUCCAGAAAACAAUUCCAACUGAGGGCACUGAUGCAGAAAGCCAGGAAAACAGCUGGUCUCAGUGAUCUCUACUGAGUUUGAAUUAUGUUAGUCUGUCCAUCAUCAUGUAAUACCCAUACUUUCUUUGCUUUAUUCUCCAUAAUCGGUAGAUAAUCAUUAUUAAACACAAUAAGUACAAGGUAAAUUA
Protopterus annectens (West African lungfish) is the source of this 1674-nucleotide messenger RNA. It is a transcript of the gene TSG101, whose product is annotated as tumor susceptibility 101. The record is from RefSeq and is a predicted model, not a curated record. Gene Ontology annotation, cellular component: ESCRT I complex. Gene Ontology annotation, biological process: protein modification process; protein transport; endosome to lysosome transport. The transcript has 11 exons. Lineage: Eukaryota; Metazoa; Chordata; Ceratodontiformes; Protopteridae. Gene Ontology annotation, molecular function: ubiquitin binding. Bases 366 to 1562 code for a protein of 398 amino acids.